GAUGAGCACAACUUGAUCUUAGUGCUGCAAUUGCCAGAGCUGCUUUGGCCAGCGAUAGCGGAGAUUCGCACUGACUUUCACGCAAAUCUGGACAGUCCUCUGUGCAGGUCCAUGGCUCCUUCUGAGGCAGAGUGCGAGUUCCAGAAGCUGCAGCGGGAAGGCUAUAUAGUCAUCCAGGGCGUACUGGAGCCAGCCUUGUGCGAGGCCUUGCGUCAACACGUGCUGCUCUGCACUGAUGAGGCUCACCGGCAAAACCGUCUGGACCUCUUCGGGAACAUCCAGGAGGCGGAGCACCGCAGCGACCUGAAGCUGGACCUCUGCGAGCCCGUGGUGGAGGCGCUCAACUGCUUCAGCGCGCGCUGCCGAGAUCUGCUCACGCGUACUAUGGGCGGAGAUGCUCGCAUUGUCGAGUUGGCGGCCAUCAGCAGCAGCAAAGGUGCGGUGGCGCAGCCAGUCCACGCGGACACCAUGCACGGCGUCACGCGAUUCUUGCAGAGUGAUAUAGCUCUCCACGAUGCCAAGGGCCCAAGCGACGAUGCUUCAGAGGAUGAAGAUGAAGCUGAUGACCUGGGGCACAUUGUGCAAGCGGUUGCCACGGAGACUGCGCUGAUCUUCACCUCGCUCUUGGCGCUGCAGGACGUGACCCCGGACAUGGGGCCGACGCACGUGUGGCCUGGCACCCACACGGUGGAGCACCACGCGACACUCUGGAGUUCGCACAUCUCCGGCAAGCUGUCUGUGAACCAAGCCGACGAGGCCUUCGGCGUGCCUCACCGGAAGAUGACGCUGAGACAAGGGGACCUGGUCCUUUACGACUCGAGGACCAUGCACUGCGGAGGUGCCAACAACUCAGACCAGAGGCGGUCUGUCUUUUGCGUGUCCACCAUGGGUCCAGGAAUUCGCCCUGACGGGACGACGUGCUGCCAACACGCGCUGUGAAACAUCUCUUCUCCAUCUUUCCUGGGUAUGGAGCUUCAUGGAUUGUUGUUUUUGACAAAGGGAGACGAACCGAAUUCCCCGGCAAUAAAUUUUAUCCAUCUCCCUUGGGGUGCCAAGCUGAGAGCCAGGUGGACCAUGCUGAGCUCCUUGCGUGGCAGGAUGAAGCUCGGGGACUUCCCCCUGGCAGCC
Messenger RNA from Effrenium voratum, 1128 nucleotides. The record is from the annotation of a GenBank genome assembly. Lineage: Eukaryota; Dinophyceae; Suessiales; Symbiodiniaceae.